Messenger RNA from Ichthyophthirius multifiliis, 622 nucleotides. RefSeq lists its product as hypothetical. Lineage: Eukaryota; Ciliophora; Oligohymenophorea; Hymenostomatida. The transcript is spliced from 5 exons. The record is from RefSeq and is a predicted model, not a curated record.
AUUUAUGAAAUCUCCUGAUUUAAAGAAUAUUAAAAAAAAUAGAUAAAUAGGAUUUAAAGUGUCAUAUGAAAAUUAACUAUUAAAAGAAAAAAUGCUUAAUAUUGAUUAGAGAUAAUUAAAUAAUAAAGCAUCUGAAUCAGUAAAAUAAUUUUGCAUAAGGCAUGCAAACAGUAAAAUAUAUACAAGGCUUAGUAAUUUAAAGAACAUAAAUAAAGAAAACAAGAUUAUUAUGAAAAGAUUAUAUAAUACACCAUCUGUUUAUAGUGUUUUUUAGUUUGAAUAAGAUAAUUUAAAAAGGCUAAACUAUUCUCAAAAUAUCAGCUAAAAUGCAAGAAGGAAAAAUCCUUUGGAUAAUCCUACCCCUUUGUAUUAUUUAACAAAAAUAUAAAAAAAAUAAAAUAAAGAAAAUAGUGAAUAAAAUGUUUAAAUAAAAUAUGAUUAUUAAACUCUUGAUAAUUCUAUAGCUUUAUUAAAUUAUAAUUUGCAACAAAAAAGUUUAUAAUUAAAUAAAAAAAACAAUUAAAAAACUCAUUGAAAAAAUAAAUAAUUAAAUCUUAUUUAUAUAUUAAAAUUAAAAAAAAAAGAGAAAAAUUAAAGAUAAAAAAUAAAUAAAUUUCUAAUU